GUCUCCGCUCCUUCAUUCCAUGACAGAAUACCAGUUGAGACGAGGCUAAAUCCUCACCGGAACACUCAUUCCUCCCAGCUUGGUGAUUUUGGAGAAUCUUGGAUACCAUUGCUUUUGCUUGGACAUUUUGUGAGUCACAGCAGGCGUUUUGUGUGUGUUAAAGUUGCAUUUACAGCAGUAGCCUACCUGUUCCAUUCCAACGGCCCGAGGUUCCAUCCUACCCAGCGGCAUCCCCAGGUGAGUGAGCGAAUCCCCGGGUGGGUACAGUGCAGUGUGAAGCCUGCCUAAACCCAGCUCUUACCCAGCCCUGAGAGGUCCGGCUCCCAGCCUGAACAUGAGACAGCUGUGUGUCUGUGUGUCUGUCCUGCUAUCCUUGGCCCUGGCUGUGGCUAGGCCAAAAGCAGCACCGGAGCAGAAGUGCAAGUCCGGUCCAGUGGACCUGGUGUUCGUUAUUGACAGCUCUCGCAGUGUGCGACCCCACGAGUUCGAGACCAUGCGCAAGUUCAUGAUCGACAUCAUCCACACACUGGACGUGGGGGCGAACGCCACCCGGGUGGGCGUGGUGCAGUACUCCAGCCAGGUCCAGAACGAAUUCUCUCUCAAGACCCACGCCAAGCUGCAGGGCAUGGUGAAAGGCAUCAAUGAGAUCAUCCCCUUGGCGCAGGGCACCAUGACGGGCCUGGCCAUCAAGUACGUCAUGAACCAUGCCUUCACGGCACCUGAGGGUGACAGACCCAAGGUGCCCAAUGUGGCUGUCAUUGUAACGGACGGGCGGCCCCAGGACCGCGUGGCGGAAGUGGCGGCCGAGGCUCGGGACAAGGGCAUUGAGAUCUACACGGUAGGCGUGGCCCGGGCGGAUAUGACCUCGCUGCGCGCCAUGGCAUCGCCGCCCUUCGAGGAUCAUGUCUUCCUGGUGGAGUCCUUUGACCUGAUACACCAGUUUGGCCUGCAGUUCCAGGACAAGCUCUGCGGGAUGGAUCUAUGCCUGGAGUCUGAGCAUGACUGCGAGCACCUCUGUGAGAGCUCCCCUGGUUCUUUCCACUGCCUGUGUCUACCAGGGUACACUCUCAACAAGGAUGGCAAGACCUGCACAGCCAUAGACCUGUGUGCUGAGGGGAAGCAUGACUGUGAGCAGAUCUGUAUCCCCUCCCCUGGAGCCUUCACCUGCGGCUGCAACACUGGCUACACCCUCGAUGACGACAAGAAGACCUGCACAAUGAUCAACUACUGUUCAUUUGGGAAUCACAGCUGUCAGCAUGAGUGUGUGGGUGUACUCAAUGGCUAUUUCUGCCGCUGUGCUGUGGGAUACACGCUCCAGGAGGAUGGAAAGACCUGCCAGAUGAUGGACCUGUGUGCUGAGGGGAAGCAUGACUGUGAGCAGAUCUGUAUUGCCUCGCCAGGCGUCUUCACCUGCAACUGCAAUGCUGGCUACACUCUCAACAACGACAAGAAGACAUGCACAAUGACAGACCUGUGUGCUGAGGGGAAGCAUGACUGUGAGCAGAUCUGCAUCGCUUCCCCAGGCGCCUUCACCUGUGACUGCAACAUUGGAUUCACCCUCAACACUGGCAAAAAGACCUGCACACAUCUUGACCUGUGUAACACAGUGGAGCAUGGCUGUGAGCACCAGUGUGUCAGUACCCCAGGAUCCUACUACUGCAUCUGCCCUGAGGCACAGCUACUGGCGGAGGAUGGAAAAGGCUGUGGAACCUGCAGAUCAGCCAACAUCGACCUGGUCCUCCUCAUCGACGGCUCCAAGAGUGUGCGUCCCCAGAACUUUGAGCUGGUCAAGCAGUUUGUCAACCAGGUGGUGGACUCCCUGGACGUGUCGGCGCAUGGGACACGAGUGGGCCUAGUGCAAUACUCCAGUCGCGUGCGCACCGAGUUCGCCCUCAACAUGUACCAGACGGCGGAUGACAUCAAGAAGGCGGUGAUGAACGUGGAGUACAUGGAGAAGGGCACCAUGACGGGCCUGGCUCUCAAGCACAUGGUGGAGAACAGCUUCUCAGAGGCCGAGGGCGCCCGCAAGAACGUCCCUCGCGUGGGCCUGGUCUUCACUGAUGGCCGCUCUCAGGACGACAUCACCGAGUGGGCCAAGAAAGCCAAAGAAGCAGGUAUCACGAUGUAUGCUGUUGGCGUUGGGAAGGCCGUGGAGGAUGAGCUGCGCGAGAUUGCCUCGGAACCACUAGACAAGCACUUCUUUUAUACCACUGACUUCACUUUCAUCAACCAGAUAGCAGAGAACCUCAAGCUCAACAUCUGUGCAGAGGAGAGCCAGGGAGAGAUUGAGGUAAAAAACCCAUGUGCCUGUGAGAGUCUGGUUGAGUUCCAGCAAGCCACAAUGACCAAUCUGGAGCAGCUGACAACGAAACUGGCAGGGAUGACUGCUCGAUUGGAGCACUUGGAGAACCAGCUGCUGUCACGAAAAUGAGGGGUGUCAUCCAUGUAACCCAACAAGGAUGUGGAGAUGCAUUGAGUAUAGAGCACUCUUCCUGUCAAGAAUGUAACGGGGGAAAACAAGUCCUAUUGAAUUUCCAUGAUGUAAAUUACCCAAAACAAUAUUUCAUGUACAGUAUCUCGUAUCAGAGCAUGAAUGUGCACAUUCACUGGACUUAAGUAAUGUCAAGCACAUCAAUAGGAACAGUUGGCACACUACUUACUCUAGAUGUAAGCACAGGCAACUAGAAAGUACAGCCAUUGCUUAUAACUUAAACACAGUAUUUUUCCAUUCACACACCAGAUACCAGUUUUUCUCUGUGCCCUAUUUAUACUUGAUCUGUUUAUUAUGGUUUGUUAAAUGUGAUGUAUUUAUGGCUAUUUUUAUACCAGCAGUAGGUAUCUGAGAAAAGAGAAAUUAAGAAAUGUUAUUAUUACCACUCCAUAUGAUCUAGCCAAUGUCAAUUUCAAAGCACCAAUCAGUGAUUCAUAGAAAGUAAUAUAAUGCAAUAUUUGUAGAGGAAUGAAUGAUAGCACAGUCAAAAAGAGUACAACGAAUGGUUCCUGGAUUCACAAAAGUGAAAUCAAGCGUCACAAUUACCCAGAUCAAACCAAAACAUUACUGUCAAGAGGAUGAGAUCAAGUACUGUAUUAAUUUGAUCACAUUAAUUGUCUUACUGGGUAACUAUGUAUGAAAUUGAAUGAGGUCAUUAAUUUAUUGGUAUAUUAUGUGAAAUCAAAUUACCACCCAAAACAAAGGGAAGUUUAUGCCCCACCUUUGCUAUGGUUUAUUUUAAAUGGAGUGAGCUUUUUACAGUUUAAUUGAUUUGCCCUCUCUUUUAUGCAUUUUACUGCAUUUCUGAGGGAUAGAGAGAAUGUCACUGAGCUAUGUAAAUGAACAAGAUGGCCUUUUUAGUUUCUUGUUGUUCUUUGUUUAGUCUUGUAUUAAACGACCACGUGAUGGAAAGAUUUCUACCCCUAUAUUUGGUAACCUGUCCUUCUUAUGUAUUUACCUAUUUUGUAAUGUUCAUAGACUCUCUGUAUUCUGGCACAGAAUAAAGACUGAAAUGUU
Molecule: messenger RNA, 3508 nt
Organism: Coregonus clupeaformis (lake whitefish)
Lineage: Eukaryota; Metazoa; Chordata; Actinopteri; Salmoniformes; Salmonidae
Product: matrilin-4-like
Exons: 14
Coding region: 335-2431 (698 amino acids)
Molecular function (GO): calcium ion binding
Source: RefSeq, a predicted model, not a curated record